CUGGGCAUAUUUUUGACAUGGCUAUGUCUGGAGACAGUUACAAUGUAUACAAUGCUGUGUAUGCUGUGGCCCAGGCUCUCCAUGAAAUGCUUCUUCAUCAAUCAGAACUACAAACAAUGGGAAAUAGGAAAGGGACAGUGCCUUCCCUUGCACAGUUGCAUCCUUUUCUGAAGAAGAUCCAAUUUCACAAUCCUGCUGGUGAUCAAGUGGUUUUGCAUGAUGAAAGGAAAUUGGAGCCAGAGUUUGAUCUUGUGAAUAUUUGGAAUUUUCCAGAAGGUCUUGAACUUAAAGUGAAAGUAGGAAAGUUUUCUCCAUAUACUCUACAAGGCCAUCAACUAUCUUUAUCUGAAGAUAUGGUAGAGUGGGCCAUGGGAAGUACAGAGGUGUGUUGGAUAACUUUGUGAUGGUUUUCAGAAUAUAUAAUUAAGCAAAAUUCAUCAGUAAAUUCUGUGCCUGGUUGAAUGCUAGCAACUUACUCCU
Messenger RNA from Perognathus longimembris pacificus (Pacific pocket mouse), 480 nucleotides. Its product is annotated as vomeronasal type-2 receptor 116-like. The record is from RefSeq and is a predicted model, not a curated record. The coding region runs from base 18 to 404 and encodes 128 amino acids. Lineage: Eukaryota; Metazoa; Chordata; Mammalia; Rodentia; Heteromyidae. The transcript has 2 exons. Gene Ontology annotation, biological process: G protein-coupled receptor signaling pathway. Gene Ontology annotation, molecular function: G protein-coupled receptor activity. Gene Ontology annotation, cellular component: membrane.